Molecule: messenger RNA, 549 nt
Organism: Gossypium arboreum
Lineage: Eukaryota; Viridiplantae; Streptophyta; Magnoliopsida; Malvales; Malvaceae
Exons: 1
Coding region: 1-549 (182 amino acids)
Molecular function (GO): RNA-DNA hybrid ribonuclease activity; nucleic acid binding
Source: RefSeq, a predicted model, not a curated record
AUGGAAGAAUGGCCGGAUAACAAAUUCUACUUUUCAAAUUUUGACAUAAUCUAUGUGAAUCAGAAAGCAGUAAAAGGGAGAGCAAUAGCAGAUUUUCUAGUCAGUAGAGCUUUAGAAGAUUACAAGCUUUUGAACUUUGAUUUCUGGAAUGAAGAUCUGAUGUAUGUUGUAACCAUUGAAGAAUAUGCUCAAGAUAGACAUCAUUGGAAGCUAAAUUUUGACGAAGCUUUAAAUACUGUGGGUAAUGAAAUCGAGGCAGCCUUGGUAUCCCAAAACAGAGAUCAUUAUCCCUUUACUAGUAAGUUGGAUUUUGAUUGUACGAACAAUAUGACAGAAUACGAAGUAUACAUCAUAGGUAUCUGUAAAGCCAUAGGACUCAAGAUCAAAGUACUAGAGGGAUAUGGAGAUUUUGCACUAGUGAUCUAUCAACUCAAAGGUGUAUGGGAGAUGAGAAACGCCAAAUUGAUAAAUUAUCACAUGCUGGUUCUUGAGUUAAUUGAAGAGUUUGAUGACAUCACUUUCUACUACCUUCCGCGAGAUGAAAAUUAG